Molecule: messenger RNA, 987 nt
Organism: Striga hermonthica
Lineage: Eukaryota; Viridiplantae; Streptophyta; Magnoliopsida; Lamiales; Orobanchaceae
Source: the annotation of a GenBank genome assembly
AUGAACCCCUUCGUGAAGAUGAAUCUGAAGCUUAAUAUGUUUGGAAACGGCUCUCUCGCUCAGCAAGUGAUCUUCAGAGGAAUCAGAUUUUACAGCACGAAGCCCCUGGAUAUGAAGAAGUUGAAGCCCAUGAUCCUGAAGCGGAUUGAGGAACGGUCCAAGGAUUAUCCGAUCAGAGCUAUGAUUCCGGUGGCCAAUGAGGUUCUACGGGCUCGAGCCGCCCUAUACGACGGCGUAUCAACACUCGUCCAGCAUAUUCCCGUCUGGGCUUGCAAAUACUGCUCUGAAGUUUUUAUAGGCGAAAGUGGUCACUUAAUUCAUACUUGCCAAGGCUUCCGCCAUCAUGCAAAGAACAAGGCCCAUAACUGGGUUAAAGCAACUGUAAAAGACAUAAUUGUCCCCGUACAAACCUUUCAUCUUCAGAGAAUGUUCCAGAAUGUGAUCGAACACAAUGAAAGGUUCGAUUACGACCGGGUUCCAGCUGUCAUUGAGCUCUGCCUGCAAGCAGGCGCAAAUAUCAACAAUGAAGAUAUUACCAAACCCUAUAAUCUUGAAAACAACGCUACCAAUUCCGAAAACUUAUCACAAGCUGAUCUGAGGUCAGUUGGCACAAGAACCCUUCAUGCCUGGGAGGCCCUCCGGUCGGGAGUUCACAAGCUCUUAAUGGUAUAUCCAGCUAGGUUCUGCAAACACUGUAAUGAAGUGCAUGUGGGCCCAUCGGGACACAAGGCCCGAACGUGUGGAGUGUUCAAGUAUGACAAUUUUCGCGGGGGCCAUUUUUGGGAGAAGGCGAAGGUGGAUAAUUUGGUGCCCCAGAAAGUUGUUUGGAUCAAGCGGAGGCAAGAUCCACCUGUACUUGUCGAUAAGGGACGGGAAUAUUAUGGGCGGGCUCCUGUUGUGGUGGAUUUAUGCAGUAAGGCGGGUACAUUGGUCCCGUCUAGAUACUUUUGUAUGAUGAAAUUGGAUGGAUUGACUGCUCCAAGUUGA